AUGUCGAGGGACACUUCUCAUGUGGCGCACGAUCCUUUUGCAGCCGGCUUCAACACCCCAAUUUCGCCUAGAUCGAUCCUUGACACAACCCGUUGGGGCCCCCUCAACCUGCUUGGUCCACUCGGACUUUCGCACGAGUUUCAAAGUAUCUUGGAUGCCGCAUUGAUCCAUCAGUGGCCGGCGUUUGCCUUGGCUACGCACGAAGCUGCAAUCACACAGAUUCGAGAAGCCGUCAUCCGCACCUCGCUGUUAGCACCGCAUUGUCUCUUUGCCACCAUAUAUGCCGGCGAGUGUUACAGAUCCUAUUUCGGCGGCAGAACACUCCGCAAUGAGAUGCUCCAACUCCAAUUGAAACAACAGGCGCUGAGACAUCUGCGAAGAGCCCUGCAGGACCACGGAGGUGUCGCGUCGGAUGAAGUACUCUGGACGAUAACCCUUCUGGCAAUCCAUGGUUCGGUCCGUACCUUGAAGCACCCCCGGUUCACCACUCCCGUGUAUCGAGACAACGAAUUCUAUUCCAGCCUGGAAUUCGAAGGGACCCAUCUGCGUGCUUUGAGGACGCUCGUCACCCAGAAAGGAGGUCUGCAGACGUUGGCGCUGCAUGGCCUGAGCAACAUGAUUUCAAUGUAG
Messenger RNA from Fonsecaea erecta, 630 nucleotides. RefSeq lists its product as hypothetical. Bases 1 to 630 code for a protein of 209 amino acids. The transcript is spliced from 2 exons. The record is from RefSeq and is a predicted model, not a curated record. Lineage: Eukaryota; Fungi; Ascomycota; Eurotiomycetes; Chaetothyriales; Herpotrichiellaceae.